CUAAUUAGUCUUAGUCAUGUCUGCUCUACGGAUAUUCGGCCGUUUGGCCAGGAGUCUUCCACUCCGUCCGAUUGUAGGGAUUCCCAUACCAAAAUACACCCAACAUCAAGGAGUCAAGGGCAUUCGCAACAGAAAGAGCUUCUUCGAGGCUCAGAUGCAGGCUUCUGGUCAGGAUAAUGAGGAUUUGGAGAAGGAGGAGCAGACCCCUAGUAGCGAUCUGGCCGACAUGCGGUUCUUAGAUGAUCGAGCCUACGACGAGGUGGCAGGAGGAGCAAUGCGAAUCACCCGCGACAUAGCCAGCUCCCAGCAAGUGCUGAUCCUUCAGCCGUACGUUAAGUGGGGCGCCAAACGCCAGAGCACACCCUUCGAUGUCCGGCCAGAAGAUCAGCUGGCGGAAGCCUCUGCCCUAAUCCACUCCCUGCCCAACUGGCAGGUGGCUAGGGCCCUCAAAGUACCACUGGAAAGCCUCGAGAAGAAGACCCUCUUUGGCAGCGGCAAGCUGGUGGAACUUAAGGAGCUGGUCACCGAAUUGAGGCAGGAAAGGCAACUAACCUGCCUGUUCGUCAGCAAGGGCACGCUAUCCUUUGCCCAGAAACGCUUCCUGGAGGCGGAAUUCCGGCUGCCGGUGAUGGAUCGCUACUCCGUGGUGAUACAGAUCUUAAGGUUGCAUGCCACCAGUGCUGAGGCAAAGCUACAGGUAGCUAUGGCUGAGCUCCCCUACAUCUGGGCCCAGGCCAAGGAUGCCAGUGUCACCCAGACGCGUCGGCAGGGCUACGCCUUGACAGAUCUGCAGAAGGAGAUUCUGCGCACCAGGGAGCGCAAAUUGCGAGCGGAAUUGGAGCGGGUCCGUCGGCAGAGGCAGUUGCUCCGUCAGAAGCGAAAACAGCAAAAUUAUCCCAUUGUGGCCGUGGUGGGUUACACAAAUGCAGGCAAGACCUCCCUGAUCAAGGCUCUAACGGUGGAGGAUGCCCUGCAGCGGAACCAAUUGUUUGCCACUCUUGAUGUGACGGCUCAUGCGGGUUGCUUGCCUUGCAAUCUAGAGAUAAUCUACAUGGACACCGUGGGUUUCAUGUCUGAUUUGCCCACAGGACUUUUUGAGUGCUGUGCCACUUUGGAGGAUGCCAUGCUGGCGGAUGUAAUUGUGCACGUUCAGGACCUCUCUCAUCCAUGCCAUGGCCAACGCAGUCAUGUGGAGGCCACCCUGCGUUCCCUGGCUUUCAAUGUGGCUGGUGGAGAUUCCACGGCCAGUCAAUUGCCGCAUAUUAAUGUGUACAACAAAUGUGAUUUGGUUACCUCUAAAACGCAGUCAUCUUCAGAUCCCGUGCACCAUAUAUCAGCGAGAGCACAAACUGGAUUGGAACCCCUGCUAGAUGAUAUCGAACAACAGAUACUGACCGCCACAGGGCGAAGAAAGCUUAAAAUGAGGGUGCCCAGCGGUGGACCCGAAAUGGCCUGGCUGUAUAAAAACGCAGCCGUGGUGGAAACGACAGCGGAUGAGGAAAAUCCAGAGCGGUUGAUGAUGCACGUGGUUAUUAGCCAACGCACCCUGGACCAAUUUAAACGACAGUUUUGUCGGUGACCCUGGAAUCUGAAAUGUAAAGUCUCAUGAAUCAAGUUUCUGAGGCGCAAGUGGCACCGACUAAUUUUUUAUUAUUGCUCUGUUUUUUUGUUGGUUUAGUAAUUAGCGGGUGUAGUUAGGAUUGGUGUUGUUUUCUCGUUUUAAAUUCUAUAUAAAUAUAAAAGUAUCUACCAUAAAAAUAAAACGAAACAAUCUCUAAAAAUA
This is a messenger RNA of Drosophila suzukii, 1783 nucleotides long. RefSeq names its product putative GTP-binding protein 6. Gene Ontology annotation, molecular function: GTP binding; ribosome binding. NCBI's taxonomy places the organism in Eukaryota, Metazoa, Arthropoda, Insecta, Diptera, Drosophilidae. Gene Ontology annotation, cellular component: cytoplasm. The record is from RefSeq and is a predicted model, not a curated record.